AUGGCUGAGAGGGAAGAGGCUAAAGCGCUGCAGAAAGAAACGAAGAGCCUGGCCUGCAUCAUCGUCCUCGCAUCGUCGCGGCUACCACUCGACGUCCUCAUCGUCCUCGUCGCUGCCGCCGACGUCGCCACGCCGCCCGACUUCACCUUGCGCUCGAAAAAAACGUUUAAUGUCGACUCACCCUCCUUCACCCCCGCUGGUCUACCCUCGACAGCAUCUCCAAGCUCCAAUGCCUUUGGGGCUCCGACAAAGAAAUCAACGUUCUCAUCGCAGGCUGCGAGUGCAGCAGUCUUUACUCCCAGGGGAGCCGGCUCUGCUACACCUGCUGCACAAGAGAACGAAACCUCAUCAACCGUUUUCAACCCCGCCACGUUGCGAGAAUUCACUCCCCAAAACUUUGAGUUAAGCACUGGUAUCACCGCUAAUGGUGCUGCCUCUGACACAGGGAUCAAUUAUGAUCCCUUCACAAUGACAAGUGUUGCCCAGGCCCUGCCGACAACACAAUUCAACCCCUAUGCAGAUGAUCCGACAGGCCUUGUCGGUUCUAAUGCAGCGUUCUUCCAACAUCAAAACGCUUACACUGGACCCCUUCAACCCCUGCAAUAUCAUCUAUACGCCCCUGUUGGUCCGUAUCGAGACGAUCUGGCCCCUUUCCAGAGACAGGUUCAUGAUUUUUUUAUUCCUGAUAAGCUUCGUGAGGACAUGCAACGCAGAUCCGAAGCUUUGCAGCAAGUUAUGCCAAACUCUACACUGCCUCCGCUGGACAAUUACUUCUCGCUCGUUCCCCUGGACACUAGCCAUAGGAAGAGCUCUAGUGUUUUUGGAUACACGACGUGGGUGUACAAGGCAACGUCGUCCAAGAAUGGCAGGACCUACUGCCUCCGAAGACUAGAAGGUUUUCGGUUGACAAACGAGCAUGCCAUUCGCUCGGUCAAGGAGUGGCGACGACUUAACAACGGCAACGUGGUGUCGAUUCAUGAUGCGUUCACCACGCGCGCGUUCGGGGACAGUUCCCUAUUCUUUGUCCAGGACUACCAUCCACUCUCCAAGACCCUUGCCGAGCUACACUUCCCACACGCGGGCACCGCCCACGCCAGCAGGUUUGCCGCCAAAACGCCGAUUGCCGAAGGCGUCUUGUGGGGCUACGUUUCGCAGAUAGCCAACGCGCUGAAGGCCAUCCACGCUUUGAACCUUGCCGCUCGGUGUCUCGAUAUGAGCAAAAUCAUAGUUACAGACAAAAACCGCAUUCGCCUUGGCGCCUGCUCCAUCUUGGAUGUAGUCCACUUUGAAACACGUCGGCCUAUACAGGAUCUGCAGCAAGAGGACUUGAUCCACUUUGGCAAGCUGAUUUUGUCAUUGGCGAUAAACACGCUACCAAACCAGCUGACCAACCUUCAAGCAAGUCAAUUAAAGGGGCCGAUUGAGCAGAUGGGCCGGACGUAUUCUAAGGAAAUCACCGAUACUGUCUUGUGGCUUCUGACGCCGGCUCCUCCAGGCGCUACACCCAAGGGAAUCGAAGAAUUCGUAAGAGGCAUCGCUGUCCACAUGGUAGCAACCCUGGAUGCUAGCCUCCACGAAGCCGACACACUCAAGUCGGAGCUUUUCAGGGAACUAGAAAAUGGCCGGUUGGUGCGGCUCAUGGCGAAGCUGGGUGCGGUCAAUGAACGCCAAGAAUUCGACGGUGACAGAGCAUGGUCAGAGAACGGCGAAAGGUAUAUGUUGAAGCUGUUCCGCGAUUAUGUUUUCCACCAAGUCGACGCCAACGGAAACCCUGUGGUUGAUAUGGGCCACAUCAUCCGGUGUCUGAACAGGUUAGAUGCUGGCAGUGAUGACCGAAUCUGCUUGACAAGCCGGGAUGAACAGACCAGCUUCGUGGUCAGCUAUAAGGAGCUGAAGAAGCAGCUUGGCAAUGCAUUCGGGGAGCUUCUCAAGGGGGGGAAACAGCCGGCGGGUCGGGGAUUUCAAGGCCCAUCCCAUUAG
Messenger RNA from Colletotrichum siamense, 1980 nucleotides. It is a transcript of the gene PAN3, whose product is annotated as PAN2-PAN3 deadenylation complex subunit PAN3. The record is from RefSeq and is a predicted model, not a curated record. Gene Ontology annotation, cellular component: P-body; PAN complex. Bases 1 to 1980 code for a protein of 659 amino acids. Gene Ontology annotation, molecular function: poly(A) binding. Gene Ontology annotation, biological process: mRNA processing; nuclear-transcribed mRNA poly(A) tail shortening. The transcript is spliced from 8 exons. Lineage: Eukaryota; Fungi; Ascomycota; Sordariomycetes; Glomerellales; Glomerellaceae.